Mus caroli (Ryukyu mouse) is the source of this 3321-nucleotide messenger RNA. It is a transcript of the gene CUNH2orf72, whose product is annotated as chromosome unknown C2orf72 homolog. The record is from RefSeq and is a predicted model, not a curated record. Lineage: Eukaryota; Metazoa; Chordata; Mammalia; Rodentia; Muridae.
GGUCCGGGCGGCUCGGCCCUCGGGGGCGUGUCGGCCGAGGCGGCGGCGGAGCUCCCAGCUCGGCGCAGGAGGCGGCGGCCAGCAUGGAGAGCGAGCUGGAGGCGCUGGCCCCGCGGCCCGCGAGCCCAGCGGAGCCACCCUUCCAGGCGUUGGUGGAGGCGGCGGGUGGCCGCGGGCAGGUGCUGCUGGUGGGCGAGCUGUGGGAGCGCGAGCAGAGCCGCGCGCUGCUGCGGGACUUCGCCGGUGCCGUGUUCCCACCGGAGUCCGCGCCGGGCAAGCCGGGCUGCGCAGAGGCCGAGAGCGCGGGCACCGCGGCGGCCACCGAGCCGCACGGGGCUCCGGGGGCGAAGGCGGAGCGAGCCAUCCGUUCGCCGCUCGUUUUCGUGCUGUGCCGCGUCGGAUCGCUGACCUCCCGGGAGUCGCGGCGCAGCCUGCGGGAAAUGCUGCGGGACGUGCGCGACCGGAGGCGUGAGGGCGCCGCGCUGGUCGGAGUGCUGGUGGCCGACACGGGUGCGGAUGACGCGGGGGCGCCCGAACUGCAGCUGCUGGAGACGCUGCUGCGCACGGUGUUCGGCCGCCAGGUCGGGGGCCCGGUGCAAGCAGCAGUCUUCCGUCCCGGCUGUCCGGCCUCCAGCCUGGCGGUCCAGGAGGCGGCCUGCAGAGCCCUGCAAGCUGCGGGGCCGGGACGACCAGCAGAAGGUGCCUGGGAAAGACCUGGCCGCACUGGCCUACUGACUUGCUUCUCCUGGGGUCCUCGGAGACAGAGGAAGAACCGAGGUGUCACCUCCUCUCGAGGCCCAGCUCAAGAACACCUCCAGUUCUCGGAAGAGGAGCUUGCACUGACACCUGUAUUUCCCAAUGGAGACUGUGAAGACCGUGGAAAUGGAUCUAGAGCCCAGGAUGGAGUUCUCCACAUGCCACCUGACCCCCCAGAGGACACAAGAUGAAGGCUAGGCUCCUGGACUGGCCCUUACCUGCACACUGGACUCUGGCCCUUCUCAGUGAGUCUCCACGUCACAGUGUUACCUCAGCAGAUGGUGACUGACUGACUCUCAAGACCCCCCUUGCUUGGGGGCUGCCACUUCACUGUUGCCAGCUCGAUGACAAGGCCUGUGGGACCUGCUCUACACUCAGUGUUCCUUUACUCUGUGGUCAUGGUGGCUCAAUCUUGUCUCUCUGUGCCUUCACUUCUCUGAGCCAAGGAGCCACUGUAACGGCUUUGCAGACAUGUCACUCAGUCUCUGGGCUUGUUUCCCAAAUGACCGAAGGGCUGCCAACCCAGUGGCUUUCUGCCAGGAGCCACGCUGCACCUCCAGGCAACACUGGAAACUUGUGUGAAAGCAAUUAGUGGUCAUCUCACAAGUGUGGAGGGUGGACCAGCACAAAUAAUUAGUUUACUCAGAAUGCUGAUUGUGACAGUUUUGAAAAAUAGAAGGGCCAAUGUCUUCUCCCUGUCAUACUGGGAAGAUAUCCCCGUAGGUUUCCUGGGGUCUUGGCUCCCAGAACAAGCCAAAAUAAAGACCUGACUGUUGCGGUGAGGGAGCCUGUCAGGCCAGAGCCAAGAUGGCUUGUGUGUUACAGGGCCAGGACCAAAAGCGCCUUGCAUGCUAUGAGAAAAAGGGGCCUCUGUCUCUUCUCAUGUUGACACUGAUUACUGUGCCAAACCCUCUGUGGAAAAGUUUGCUGGGAGCUGCCUAUAGCACCAAGGAGAGGGAAAGCCAGGGUGUUGGGAUUCUCAGCCCCCGGACUUGUGCUAGAUCUCAGGUCCUGACCCAAGUAUCCUGGAGGUUCUGGAAUCUUCCCUCUGAGUCUGUGAGUCACAUAGGGUGGGUGAAUAUCUCCCACAGAGCCUACCAGGGUAUCUACUCAUGCAGAAGCAACUGGGGACUACCUCUGUUGCCCCUGCCUGCCCCUGGAGAAAUCCAUCUCUGGAAGGACAAAAGCCCUUAUUGUUUUUUCCCUGAUAUGGGGAGAGCACUGUCAGAGGGAAGUAGACACAUCUGCGAGCUGCUCUGCAGGUACCCAGUUGUGCUGUGCUUUGUAUAGCUCCCUGUGAGGAGGAGCUGCAUACCUUUGAGUCACGAUUCAGCUCUUUCUGUGAUGAUACGGAGGGAGAGGACCCUCCCUGCUCGCGCCUCAAUUUCUUCUUGGUGAUCCACAGCCUAAUCCUAUUCCCUCUCAGUCUCAAGUAGAAGCUGUGAAGUAGAAAGAGACAGUGUCUUCCUGGAAUGAGGUGGGAGCAGACAUCAUUUUAAUAAUGCAAGGUUGUACCGUAGGAAAUGGCCCCAACUAGCAUCCUUUAUUCAAGAAUGAACUCCAGGCCAGGAUGUAGUUCAGUUAGUAGAAGGCUAGCCUAGAAUGCUAGUUUGAUCCCCAUCAUUGUAUAAACUGGAUGAAGUGCAUAUGCCUAUAACCCCAGUUCUUUGGAAGUAGAGAUAGGAGGAUCAGAAGUUCAAAUCCACCCUCAGCUACAAUGUGAAUUGGAGGUUAGCCUGGGCUAUAUGAGACUCUGUCUCAAAAAAAAAAAAACCCAACAACUUUGAAUUAUUAAUUUGACUUGAUUUUGUUUUUAAGCGGGAAGAGUGGUAUAUUUCAAGCUGCUAUAUUUUUGUUACAAUAUUGACCUAUGCAAUCCUGUGUAAUCAUUCAGUUAGAGUUUUUUUAUUUGAUCAAAGAAAGGGGCUAGAAAUUUAGGUUGGGGAUUUGUCUAAGACAGACGUUACAAGGGUUAAAAAUCUUUUGUUACCCUUGUUGAAACUUAGGAAACUGAACAUUUAAAUUGUUGUUUCCUGCAGUCUGUGGCGAUUCCUCUCCAGCCCUCACUUGGAGCUCCAUCUCCUCUGUACUUUCCUCACAGGGACAUUUGAGUUUGUAGUCUCUGGUCUAAAGUGUGAUUUACAGACUGUUCACAUUGGUGGUUGUGGUUUUAAUUGCCAACUGCAGGUCUCGAGACUGGUUGAAAAGGUCUUUGUACUGAGUCUGGCUUCUGCUUCCCAGCUGGUAAAACAGGUGCAGCAAACAGUGGCCUGUGGUUCCCAGCAGACAGAAAGACCUGGGUUUCACCAAGGGUGGUCUUGUGGGGCCCUUCCAGGGGUCUUCAGAAAGAUGGAGGUUGGAGUGGCCUGAGGAAAGGCUGGAGACCUGGAGGAUGCCAGGGGUCCCUGGGAGCCCAGUGUGAGGAACUGCCCAGGCAGGCCCCACUCUGGGUCCUGGGGUUCUAACCUGUAAUGUGAUGGAGGUUCCCCCUGCUUUGGACCUGAAUGCUGGUUCCUUACCUCUAAUAAACCAGACAGUGCCUCACUGUAUCUGAUAGAAGCAGAA